AUGGACAACACGGCCUCCACCGACGACUUCACCUCGAAAGAGCAGGUCAUUGACCAAGUUCCGAAGCGCAUCAAGUCGCUGCAAUUCGGCCUUCUCAGUCCCUCCGAUAUCAUCGCACAGUCCGUCGUGCCAGUCGCAGACCGCAACUUAUACGACUUGGCGACACAACCUGGUGCAGGACGAAGCAUCACCAAACAUGGACCACUCGAUCAGCGUCUGGGAACAUCGUCGAAGAAUGGACUGUGCGGAACAUGUGGACAGGGCUUGAAAGAGUGCAAUGGACAUUUCGGACAUGUGAAGUUGGCUUUGCCAUGCUUUCACUACGGAUACAUCAAAAAAGUCAUCGAUGCAUUGAACUGCGUGUGCAAGGAGUGCAGCAGAGUGCUGCUGCCGGAAAAGGACAAGAGAGCCUAUCUGAAGAGCCUGAGACGACCCGGACUUGACGGCCUUAGAAAGGAAGUCUUGACGAAGAAAAUCUCGGCUGAAUGCAGAAAGGUGAAGGUGUGCCCACACUGCUCUGCCUUCAAUGGCCCUGUCAGAAAGGUUCCCGGUCAUCCGGUGAAGAUGUUUCACAACAAGUACGCCAUCUACACGAACUCCAAUGCGAAGAGCAAGGUCAAGCCGGCGCAUAUGCAGGCUUUCGAGGCGACAUUCGAAGAGGCCAUCAAAGCGAAUCCGGAGAUCGAGCGACACAUGAAGCGUGCCGCGGAUGAUCUCACCCCGUUGAGAGUAUUGAACAUCUUGAAGAAAGUACCAAACGCGGAUGUGGAGCUUCUUGGCAUGGAUCCGCACAGUGGUGGACGGCCUGAGUACAUGAUAUGGACCAGCAUUCCUGCUCCACCUGUGGCGAUUCGUCCUUCUGUGGCACAAGAGACCGCCAGCACUGAAGACGACAUCACGAACAAGCUAGGCGACAUCAUUCAAAUCAACAGUCUGAUGAUUGCAACACUUCGUGCCGGACAGCAACUCUCAAAGGUCAUGGACAUGUGGGAGUUUCUCCAAGUUGCAGUACCCAUGCGCGUUGCUGUCAACAUGACAUAUCCCGAGCGAGUGACAAAACAUAACUUUGAGAAACUCAAGGCAUGUGUUCGACGUGGUGAUAAAGUUCACCCUGGUGCCAAUUUCAUCGUCAAGGGACGGGAUGGUCGAAGAGUGGUCCUCCGCAUGGUGGGUCUCAAGGGAGAUCUGAAAAAAGUCGCAGAUCAGCUCGAGAUUGGAGAUACUGUUGAACGACAUCUGGAAGAUGGAGAUAUCGUCCUGUUCAACCGUCAGCCCUCUCUCCACAAGCUCUCCAUCCUGUCACAUCGAGCCAAGAUUCGACCUUGGAGGACAUUCCGACUCAACGAGUGUGUCUGCAAUCCUUACAACGCCGAUUUCGACGGUGACGAGAUGAAUUUGCACGUCCCGCAGACGGAAGAAGCACGAACAGAAGCCACUGAGCUGAUGGGCGUGAAGCACAAUUUGGCCACUCCCAAGAACGGAACCCCAAUCAUUGCCGCUAUUCAAGACUUCAUCACGGGAGCAUUUCUCAUCAGUCGGAAGGACCAGUUCUUCAACCGACGCCAAUUCAACCAAGCGGUCACAUUCAUGUACGACGGAUUACAAGUCAAGGAUCCACUCACCGGUGAAACGCACAACAUCGAGAUCCCGGCGCCAGCCAUUUGGAAGCCGCAGACACUCUGGACUGGCAAGCAGAUCUGGGACGUUCUGAUGAAGCCGCACAGACACUAUCCCGUCAAUGUCAAUCUUGAAGCCAAGCUCAAGUCAUUCGCACCCCCGAAGCGAAAAGGUGACAUCGAUGACAUGGUCGAUUCGGACUCCUACCUGGUCAUUCGAAACAGUGUGACCAUGUGUGGUGGGUUCGACAAGGCGACAGUUGGUGAUGGCAAGAAGACCAGUGUCUUCUACGUGAUCAUGAGAGAUUUCGGCGUCGACUAUGCUGCAGCUGCCAUGACGCGACUUGCCAAACUGUCUGCUCGAUGGCUGGGCGAGCAAGGCUUCUCCAUUGGCAUUAGUGAUGUCUAUCCCAGCGACAAGCUGAAUCUGCGGAAGAAGGAACUCGUCGACGCCGCAUAUCGGCAGUGUGACGAAAUCAUCGACAAGUUCAAGAAGGGCCAGCUUGAACGAAGCGCUGGGUGCGACGAGGAGCAGACCAUGGAGAUUCUCAUGUCUGGUAUUCUGAGCGCAGUCCGACAGCAGUGCGGUGACGCUUGCUUCGCCGAGCUGAGCAAGUUCAACGCACCUUUGACCAUGGCGAAAUGUGGGUCCAAAGGAUCCAACAUCAACGUCUCGCAGAUGGUGGCGGCCGUCGGACAGCAGAUUAUUGGAGGCAAACGUGUCCUGGAUGGCUUCCAAGAUCGCACACUGCCGCACUUUCCCAAAGCGAGUCGCGAUCCGCUCGCCAAAGGUUUCGUCGUCGACAGUUUCUUCAGCGGUCUCAGCCCGACUGAGUUCAUCUUCCACGCCAUGUCUGGAAGAGAAGGUCUGGUCGAUACCGCUGUCAAGACCGCCGAGACGGGCUACAUGUCUCGUCGGUUGAUGAAGAGUUUGGAAGAUCUGAGCGCGCAGUACGACUUGACAGUUCGAAACUCUUCAUCCGGCGUCGUGCAGAUGAAGUUUGGUGAUGACGGUCUCGAUCCGGUGGACAUGGAGGGCAAUGCGAAGCCGGUCAACUUCGAUCGUACCUGGAUGCAUGCCAUCACCAGCACCUGGGACAACUCCGAGCGCGGUCUGACUCAGAAUGAGAUCGAAGAGAUGGUCCACGAGACUCUCGACAAGGAGCGCGCCAAGCUGGUCAGAAUCACUGACGAUGGUUUACCUCUGCCCUACAAGGAUGCCACUCCAAAAUCGACUGAUCAGCUGGAAUACAGCAGGACCUUCCUCGACGAUGUGACGAACUACAUCUUCAAACAUGUUCGCAAGCUGGUCAGCUCGCAACAUCGACACCGCGGCAGUGACGAUGUCUUCAAGCUGUCCCAGUCAGCGCUGGAAUGCUUCCUCUACCUCUGUUUGAGGAAGUUUGAAAAGUCCAAGGUCGAAGCCGGCCACGCUGUCGGAGCUGUCGGAGCACAGUCCAUCGGUGAGCCUGGUACCCAAAUGACCUUGAAGACUUUCCAUUUCGCCGGUGUCGCCGGCAUGUCCAUCACACAAGGUGUACCUCGUAUCAAGGAGAUCAUCAACGCCAGCAAGUCCAUCAGCACACCCGUCAUCACCUGCGCCCUCGACUCGCCCUACGAAGAAAUGGCAGGCCGCUUCGCCAAAGCACUGAUCGAAAAGACCUACCUCGGCGACAUUGUCGACUACAUCGAAGACGUCUGGCACGCCCACGGCUGCUACAUCAACAUGCGCGUGAACUGGGAACAAGUCGAGAACCUCGGUCUCCGCAUCACAAUGUGGCACAUCACCGAAGCCAUCAACCGCUCCAAGGGUUUCAAAUCGAUGGGUGUGUCUGCCAGCGCUUCCGAAUCCCACAUCCGCGUCCGCCUCACCCUCCCCGACAGCUCCAAACUCCGCAAAGCCGCCGCGACCAAACAUCUCCGCUUCUCCGACAACGACGACUCCGAAGUCCUCUUUAUGCAAAUCCACACUCUCAAACGCAAACUCCCCGCCGUGGUUGUGAAAGGCUACCCCGACGCGGCCCGCGCCAUCAUGAAAAAGGACGACAAAGCCGACGCCUCCGGCCGCGAACCCAUCUCCGUGCUCGUCGAAGGCUACGGCUUGAAAGCCUGUAUGACCACCGAUGGCGUGGACGGAUACCGCACGAAAUCCAACAACGUCAUGGAAUGCAAAGACGUGCUCGGCAUCGAAGCCGCGAGAAAGACCAUCAUCGACGAAAUCUCCGCCGUCAUGGGCGGUAUGGACAUUGAUCCUCGACACAUGCAACUCCUCGCGGACGUGAUGACGUACAAAGGCGAAGUGUUGGGCAUCACGCGCUUCGGGCUGGCGAAGAUGAGGGACUCGGUGCUACAGCUCGCGUCGUUUGAGAAGACGCCUGACCAUCUGUUUGAGGCGGCGGCGAAGAUGAAGAAGGAUGACAUCGAGGGUGUGAGUGAGUGUAUCAUCAUGGGUCAGGUGAUGGGUGUGGGAACCGGAGCGAUGAAGGUUGUGAGACCGCUGCAUUUGACUGGAGAGGUGAAUCAUGUGGGGAAUAUUACGUUCAAGGGAGAGGUCAAGGCGGGGUUGGCGGCGAGGAAGGAGAGGGCGAGGGAGAGGAGGGAGAAGUUGUUUGGUAGGGAGGGGAUGUUGAGUGGUGGGGGUGGACGCACUGUUUUGGUGAUGCCAACGACACCGUGUUUCGCCGUUGUGUAG
Messenger RNA from Zymoseptoria tritici IPO323, 4308 nucleotides. Its product is annotated as DNA-directed RNA polymerase III subunit RPO31. The transcript has 3 exons. Gene Ontology annotation, molecular function: DNA binding; DNA-directed RNA polymerase activity. NCBI's taxonomy places the organism in Eukaryota, Fungi, Ascomycota, Dothideomycetes, Mycosphaerellales, Mycosphaerellaceae. Bases 1 to 4308 code for a protein of 1435 amino acids. Gene Ontology annotation, biological process: DNA-templated transcription. The record is from RefSeq and is a predicted model, not a curated record.